This is a messenger RNA of Pocillopora damicornis (cauliflower coral), 1867 nucleotides long. RefSeq lists its product as uncharacterized. The record is from RefSeq and is a predicted model, not a curated record. Lineage: Eukaryota; Metazoa; Cnidaria; Anthozoa; Scleractinia; Pocilloporidae.
AUGUACACACUUAAUUUGACAAAACUGGUAUACAAAUGAGAUAACUAUUCUUUUCAUUUCUUCAGUUUUACAGACCUUUUAGCGCUUAUAGUUCCUCUAUAGGAUAAACCACAAACGUUGAUGAGUGUUUAUUUUGUUGUCUAAAUGCCAGACCACGCGAGUGUACGGUUUUCCUUUAUUUGAAUAUUUAAUAUCCGUUCAAUUGAUAUGCAAAUAUGCACUUAUGAUUACUGUAACAGCCCCAAAGGAACCAUUAGACAGUGAUCUCCAUAGAAACCAACCUUGGGAGCUUACAGCUUAGCAAAACUUGAAGUACUCUGACAACAGCGCAACAUAUCUGCAAAUUUAUUUGUUCCUUUCUUUGAUAUUUUGGGUUGUUAAAAAAGUUGAAAUACGAUGGCUGAUGAAGCUCCAUCACAAGACGCACCGGAAAUGCAGCAGUCAGAGGAAGAAGAACCCAAACGAGAACAGAAACGCAUGCGCUCUCAGAUGCUUUGUGAGCUACAUCGGGUGAAAAAAGAGAUGAUUGACAACAGUGGUUUGGUCAGCAAAACAGAAGUGAAGCCAUACACACCGGAUGUUUUCAAUGAUCUUGCGCCAUAUUACAAUACUUACAUCGUCAACUACAUGAUCGAUGACCAGUUGCAGGUUGACUAUGUUCCCCGUCCGGGGUGGGGUACACGAGCCACGACUCUCCGACUUGUCGACCCAGAGGAGUCCUGGAGGAUGGAUCAUUUUCCAGGUCCCAAAUAUGACUCCGUUAUUCCACGCUGUUUUUACAAGCCUCAAAUCUGGAGCAAAAAUGUAUCUGGAAAGGAAAGCAGCAAAGGCAGUACCAGGCUCCCUCCGAUACCAAAAGUAGCCUACCCAAGAUUUCAACAAAAACAGUACCAACAUUUCAACAUGAACUACUCUCACGUCCAACCAUUUAGAAGUGACCUUCAGCGUCUAAAGGAAUCGAAGGCUGAAAAAAGGAUGAAAGAAGAUCAUUCUAGAACAGUGAAUGAUUGGCAGCGAAUGAACCUGACAGAACUGAAUACUUUGCCAGAGCAGUCACGUUACCAUGUCAAAAAAGCCAUCAUGUCUUACCUGGGUACAUCAAAAGGAUCCAGCAAAGCGCUGAAGCCUCUAUUGACUGAAUUGAGCACUGCUGAGUAAACUGUGCUCAGUGACAACACGGAAGUGCAUGGGGGAGGGGUGGUUGUUGUGGCAAGCCCUGCACUAUGAUCUCAUCGAGAAAAAAAAAAACUUUUUUACAAACUACGUAUGUUAGUUUUCCCGUCACGGUGGACUGCAAAGCGUAAAGCCAUCGAUUACCUAGCUGUGAUGUAUGUUAGAUGUUUUCAGUAUCAAAAGCAAUGCAGUCAAAUCUACGGUUACUUUGACCUCCAUUUCCCUUUCAGAAAACUAUUUCAUCAAUCAGAGAGAUUACGAGCUCUCUUAUCAUUUGAACUUAUGCCCUUUUUCAUGAACUUUCAAGUCGCUCUAGUUUAAAUCUUCUCGCUGAAAAUUAUACGUCAAGUUAAACUGCCUGUUCUUGAUGUUCAGCGUAUAAAACGGCGUGAAAUCCAUGCGCAAUAGUUGCGGCAAGGCGAAAACCCGAGGGAGGGUUAGGUUAGGUCGCGUAAAAAAAGCGUUGGUUGCGUGACCUGACCCAGACCCCCUCUCCCUGAUUUUCUCUUUCUACUGCUUUCGCGUCGUUUACUUAGUCCGGUUUACUCACUUACAGCUGUUGAAGAGAUAACAUGAAAUAAUGUAUACUGGCUAAUGAGAAAGACAAAUGCUUCAAUAACAGUACUCAGUGUGUAUUAAGAGUGUAAAGUUUACCUAACAAAAGCAACCUAAUAAAAUUAAUCUAUAAAAUUUG